AUGGAGACCUGGUUUUGGAUUCUUGGCUCGGUUCUUUUGUUUCUUGCCAUCGCUGGAAAUGGAUUUACAAUCUUUCUCGUCUGCAGCAGAGGAAAUCUCCGCACCAAAACCAACGCGUUUAUCGUUUCACUUGCAGUAGCGGAUUCCGGUGUUAGUUUGGGCGUUAUUCCUUCUCUGUUAGCUUGCGACGUUACAAACACCUGCUACUGGUCUCUGCAGGUUUUUCUUUCAUGGAACGAUGUCGUAAGGUGGCUGUUUAGCUACCUGUCUGUUUUAAACUUGUGUUCUCUGGUGCUCGACCGUUAUAUCGCCAUCGUAAAGCCUUUUAAAUACAUAACUUUUAUGACUAUAGUGUGUUCAAGUGAUAACUUCCUGUUGGAUAGCGUCAUUUACACUGGUUGCUUUCAAGACCGCACCUCGGCUUUGCUGUGAGACCCCUCUGACCAGUAUCGUUGCAGUUGUGGUCUUAAUUCCAUGGAAAUCUUUCCAUGCGUACUGCAAGUACUCUGUUUUGCGUCAAUGUUACUUCAUGUAUGGUCAGCAAGCACCCUAGCAAAACAGUUAACUUAUCAUCCACCCUCAAGCACCCUCCUCGCGUUGAUCGGCGCUAGCGCUUUUGCUUUUAACAAAUACCCCCAUAAACCGUACAUUUUCUGAAAGCUUAAUAGUUCCAGAUUAUUGCUUAUUUCUUUUAAAAAAUCAAAAUAUUAACGCGAUUUAGAAAUAAGAAGCUUUUUGUGAAUGUGGCUGUCACUGUAAAUCUAAGUCCAGUCUAGCCAAAAAUUAACGUAAGAAGCCAAUUAAGAACGCAUUCGCUUCUUAACACGUUUGACUAAAAAACCGUGUCUCAGAUUUUUGUCAAGUGCGGUUUGUUCUGUUGUUUAUAAGCAGGUGAAGUUAGGGAUAGCAAAUCAUUAGCACUACCUGUGAAAAAAAUACUCUAACUCGAAAACGAAAAAAGAAAUCAAAAUUCGCAGACACAGUUUUUGAGAAAAACUAUCUGACAGUAAGUUGGCCAAAUUUCACGGGUUGCUGACUUGGAGUUUAAAACGUACCCUCAACUUGCCCUGAUUUUCGUUUGGAGAAAAUAAUGGAAAAAGAUUUUUGGCGGCGUAUUACCCGUGAUGAGAUUAUAAUAGAUUAUAACACCAAAGCUGUCAAUGUUGAUGCAUACCAGAGAAGGGACAACAAUAGUGACACAGCAGGAAAAGUAGCCUGCAGUGCAGGCGUUUUCUUUGAGCGCGCAAUUUCCUUGCGAAAGCGCCACGUUCAAACUUCCCGAAGAGAGGAGGAGAUGGGGCGAGUCAAAGGGAGCGGGGAGGGGGCAGGGAGAGCAGGGCAAAAAAAGCUAGGGCGUUGAAACGCUCAUACGUGCUCUCUGGUUCAGCUGUGAUGCGGAGUAGGACUCCAACUAGUCCGCUCUCCGCUCACGAUCCGCUGUCAGGGCAAGAAAAAUGGCGCCGUCUAACUGAAGGUAGGUUCGGAUUUAUUACUCUAUAACUUUAGAUCGCUGCAAUCUAUAAUUAGAUUUGAUAUUUGGCGUAUUUCUAUGCGAUGUACAGAAAGUAUAUAGGUGAUAUGUUAUAGUUAGUCUUAUAAGUUAAAGUGUUUUUUCGCCUUUUAUGUUUAUGUAAUGUCAAAAUGGCCUAUCGAAUAUUACAGGUUGAAGGUCGCGUUUUAUCUUGCCAGUCAAAACCAAAUGAUAAUAAACGGCUACAAAAAAAAUUUGUAAUGGUUUUAAAAUUUUGUUUGUGCAUGCAAAUUCUUAGAGUGAACUUUUUUGAACCUUUAAGGUUUUUUUACUUCUGAAGUGACGACUUCAUAAUGGUGAUAGCAAGGUUUUUGUUUUGUACGUUGGGGUUUAGCUUGUUAGUAAAAUAUAAGGUUUCACUCGCCCAAUUUAGCGAUAAUUCUUUUUUAAAUAUACAAUAAGAUGGUAAAUAAUUUUUUUUAGUUGCAGAACCGCGCGCGAUCCAAGAAGGUUCUGACUAUUUUUAAAGUUCUACUAGAAAAUUGCAUUCGAAUGAUCUCGUACGUGUGACAGUCUUUACAUAAAAAACAACAAAUUCUGCUUAGCUGCUGUAUAAAUCUAAAGGUUGUACUGCACAGAAACAGAAUGACGCCUAUCGAGAAAUUUGCUUUCAAAUCCCCACAAAGAUUCCGCUGUAAAAUUAAAUCAUAGAAUGUGUUUGUUAUUAUGAAUUUUUGCAGGACAAUAGUGAGUGCCCGGCCUGAAAAGACUACUAUAGAACAUACACUGAAAGAUAAACGAGUUCAUAAUACCGUGAAUAUGAAGAAGAACAUGAAGAGGUCUUAAUUUGAUUGCAAGUAGAAUAAAUUAAGACUGUGUAUAACAUUGUAUUUUUGUCGUCCGAGGCUUAAGUGUGGUGUUGCACAAACUACAGUCAGCUCUCAGAUGGAAACUAUUUGGACUGCCACAAAAUGUCUGCAUUAAUUGACAGGUGUAACUCUUAUAGAGAGUAAAAGAAAAUGACUGAAGAAUAGUAGGGACCAACUCGAUUUCCUGGAGGUGCCUUAUCUUCUGAUUGUACUACUGUAUAAUGUUUCUAGCAUUAUAUCCUCUCUUUUAAUAUUAUAUAUUGUAGACAAGGAAACAGGAAAGUAUUUUUUGAGUCAAUUUUGAUAUAAAUUUAACCAAGAAUGAAAUUGAAUCAUACUGGACAUGACUGGUAUACAAGUGUGCUAGGGUUGCUGGUCACACUCAAAAAUUUGUUUUUCAAUGGUUUAAUAGCUGUUACAGGCCAUUUGUAUUUCAUUUGUGCAUAAUUCUGUAUAAUUUUCUUGUUUGCGAUAUAUUUUUGAAUUCGUAUGUUAUAUAAAUGUUUUAUGUUGUAUUUGUAAGAUAUAUACAUACAUAUGUAUAUAGCAAUAACUGGUUUCAAUGUCAGACUAGUGAAUGUUUAGUUUCUUUUAAGUUCCUUAGUAUGUCUUGCAUGGGUAGUUUUCAGUGACCAUUUCAUUACAAAAAGCUAUUACUAUGAAACAAAAAUAUUUGCUGAGCUACUUAUUUGUGUUCUUGCGUCCUCUUUCAGUUAGGGCAGUGAAUUAUAUCUAUAUUUUUUCACAUACUUAUUCUUCAUCGCACAGUAGUAUUAGUGUACAAGAUAAAAUAUAAUGAUGAUUUUGUUAUAUCUUAAAUUUACCCGGGCUUUAGUUUUCAUAAUCUGUAUUGGAGAUAGCUCAAUAAGGUGUUAAGAGAAGAAUACUGAUGUACACCAACAAAUCCAAACUUUAAUAGUGAAAACAGAUCAUCUGGCCUUGGAACUGGGCUGCAAAAACUAAAUAAAUGCCAUAGCAGAUGAUGAAUUACACCACUUGAUAUUACACUGAAGUAGAGAACCGAUAAUAUUAGUCUAAUAAUGAUGUCAGUGCUAUCAUCUGAGUUGUGAUGCCAUUUUCUUACCAAGUCACGAAAUUUUAAUACAGGUCACGGAGACAGGUCACGGAGGUGGAACUAUAUGCAAUAUAGAUAUUUGUUCGAGGGGAAAAAUUGAGCAAAACAAAAACGAGAAACAAUAAUUUGUUCCUUCGCUAUUGCUUGCAGCAAAUGAUUGCCACGGGAUAAUGGCUAACUUUCGCUGGAUAAUCUCUCUGACGGUCCAGUAUAAUGUCCGCCAUCUUGUUUUGUCUCUUCGGUAGUACCCAGACCCUUGAAUCACAGCUAGAUCACUCGACCCCGCUCGUUUCAACGCCCUACCUUCUUACGCCCAACACCGCGGCAAAACGCACUGCGCAUGAGCACAAAAUUUAACAUCCGGUCAGCUUUUUAUUUCCGGUCUAGUAUAUAAACCAAUUGCGUAAGCAUGACAUUGCCGUCGCGCCAAGUUUAAAAGCAAAAAGGGCGAAACAGACAAAAAAGGGGGCCAGAAAAAUCACUUCAUCCGAAAACUUAUUUAUUUUUCUAGUGUCAAACUUUUGCACCACAUGGUUAUUUGUUUGCACCAAGGGUGAAAAUGAUGUUUGAAGUUUGCAGGUCGCGAGCGCUCGACAAGACGAAUUUGUUUUCACUGGCUUUCUUGCAUGCUACUGGUUUGGCAUAAGUUAAUUUGGGAGAAGGCGCUAACUAAGAAAAGAAUGGCAAUACUUAUGAAAGAAACCAAAAUAAAGACGUCAUCAUUAUCAUUAACACUAGAAUCAGGAAAUAACAUUUUAGUCUGUUCAACAAUUUUUUAUUAUCAGAGAAAACAAGUACUCAAAACAAAAGAUGUGCGGGAUUUAAUAACAACCUCGACUAUGAUGACUGCAGUCACGAACACCCGGAGCUUUCAGUGCCGGGAAACUAAACAUGCCUAUAAAUGAAUUUCAUUCAAGAAAAUGCCUAUUUAAUUCUUUUACAUGGUUGUUCUUUGGUCGGUGAAGACUUCAAUAAUUUCAGACUGUGCGGCUUGUCGGCAUCUCACGCAAACACGAAACUUCCAGCUGCUAUGAAAUACAUGGCAUGAAAAUUUCGACUUCUAAAAGCCAUCGAACCAGCUUUCGCUCUCCGAUUCUGAGAAUGAAAAAAAUAAAUAGAGUUGUCAACUUGCUGCCAACUUCAGCAGUAUAAUUAAGCUUAUGUUUCAUGGCAAUCAACUCAGAAGAGUUUCGUUUCAAAACACGAAAAUAAAAAAUAAAUUAAUAAAGCUCGAAUCGGCUUUAAGGCAUGAAGACUGAGAAACUGAAGAACUGAAAAUUAGAACUGUAAUACACAAGCUUGCAAUGAUAACUUUUUAUGUCUCAGUUUCAGCCAGGUUAAGUGAAAAAUAACAGUCAAAAACUUUGUUUUCGUAAAUGAAAAUCAGUUUACCUGACGGUCUAGCCAAAAUUACACACUGAGUUAUUAUCAACUUACCUUUUCUGAAUCUAAUCGACUAAUUGUUUCAGUGAUCUGUGCCUGGUUAUCCAUAAAAGCAAUUUCAAUAACUACGAAAUAGUCAAAAACACAAGCAGCAUGAAGCAGAACAACUGAACCGCAAGCUGCAUACAGAAUGAAGCCGAAAGCGCGAGGGAGACUUUGAUCUGACUGGAGAGUUGACUGAAAGAGAGACCGGAAAUGCUCAACCCGGCGCAUGCGUAGACGUUUUGCCGCGGUGUUCUUACGCCCUGGUCUCUAUCACUAUAACGCUCAACCUAGUCCCCAGGGCCUCUCGGUUUCAGUUGCUUUUUUCUACGGAAAGAAAUAUUUUGAAUGAAUAGCAGUAGGAGUAACCUUGAGCAAAUCAAAAGAAAGGGAAAAUAAAUACAUGCUGCUACUUAUAGAGGGGCCUCGAGGGGAUUAGCCUGUAGCAGUAAAACAGCCAAAACUUUCAGUCAUUUUACGUAAAGAUGGAAACUUUUAGCCGUUAGUUUUAAACACCAUCAACCGCAAAAUUUUUUCUAACCAAAAUUUUUGUCAUUUAGAAAAGGUCAACAUUACUUAUUACGGCCUCUUUACACGUCUUGUCUCGUGCCUGAUGGACCCUGUUUAAUUAACAUUUAAUUAAGUUUACAGCGUUUCCUGAUUAAAAUUCAACUAAAAGAAUAAUGAUGUUACAUCGUCGAUUGCUUCUCAGGAGCCUUUUGAUUAGUAUAAUUGUAUAAAUUAUUAUUAUUAUUUUUUUUAUGCAAACAGGCAGUUGGCCUGUUCGUUGGUCAAGAGGGAAGAGAACCAUCAUAAAAUCUUCUGAUCAAAACGGAAUCGCUUGCUACGCAGGCUUCUCACCUGACACUAAUGGGCAAAUUCUUUAUAAAGAGUUUAUAAAAUAUUUCAUGCAAACAAAAAUAGGUAAAAAAAAAAAGCUCCAGGAUGCAAAGGUAUUAAUAUGAAUAAAGCACGGAAAAAAAAUAUGUAAUACUGAUCAUGAUGUGAAAAAGAAAUGUUACGAAGAGAAAUUUCGUCUCGGCUCCUGACCGUUGUAAACCUUGAGCUUGAUUCUCACAGUCCCGUUGUUACGUGUUAUUCGAAGUCAAUUUACAUUUAUUUAACACCAUUUUCGUGCAAAAGUCAAUUAUGUUGGUGGAAGCCUUUAAUUGGCGCUCUGUCUUUAAAAAGACAAUGUUGUUAAGUUUUUAAAGGCAGUUGUCAUUAACGCUGCAAAAAAAACCACCCUCUUUACGCAAAAAUUUUGUCUAGUAACCUAUAUUAGUUAUUUAUAAAGCCUUGUUAUUUUAUAAUCCUUUCAAUAUACAUGAGGCAAAAUAGCCUGCGAAAAUAUCCGUUUCUCCUCGCUCUUCGCCGAUGGGGACGUUUCGCGCGGAGGAACGUCUGCGACUCAGCGACAGAAAUUCCAUACUGAUGACGUAAAAUCUGUCGGGAAUCCGGUCAGAAGCGCUGAUUGGUCGACGGAGUAAUUACAUUGUUCUAGCUAUUGUUUACGAAUGACAGACAAGAGACAAAAGGCCACAAAGGUCAAAUGUAAACGCGAAGAAUCUCUAACAAAACAGUCAAUAUUUGUGGAAUAUAGUCUUCUCUAGAAGAAGCAUUUGAGUUUUGCUGUAGCUUGUUGGCAGAUGAACACAACACUUAACCAAAAUCGACCAGAAGACACGUAAAAUUGGACAAAUUUGUAUUUGGAACCACUUAUUAUGUAAACGCUGGAUUGCGUCAUCAGUAUGGAAUUUCUGCCGCUGAGUCGCAGACGUUCCUCCGCGCGAAACGUCCCCAUCGGCGAAGAGCGAGGAGAAACGGACGUUUUCGCAGGCUAGAGGCAAGACGCCUGGAGUGUCAUAUCGAUAUGCUCUUUAACAACAGUUCUCACUGUGCCUUAUCAACCAAUUAACAAUAUUGUUUAGUUAAAUGUCUUCUUUUGCUUUUUUAUUUCGUGUCGCUAAAUUUGGAAGGUUUUAUCAUGUAAUCGGCAUGCAACGUUCUUUUAUAUCGUUCCAACUACGUGCACCUCCGCUUCCCAUUUGCGGGUUGAGCCUCUUGAGCAACCAACCAUCUUUACAUUUCUUUGUCACGAUUUCUGCAGAAUUUAAAGGAAAAAUAUCCUUAAAAUAACCUUCACCGGGGCGAAAAGCGAUAAAUUUGAUAGCUACCUUCCUUUCUCCAUAAUAAGUCGUUUUAAAUUACAUUUUGGGCGAUUUUUAUCAUUGAAGUCACACCUGCAUGCUGGACUGAACUGAAAAAAACUUGCACGGAAAGAUUACAAGACUACUACAUUUCCUUGUGUUUUACUUACAAGGAAAUUAUUUCAUAUCUCAAGAAAAUCGUACAGUAAAUCUUUUAGUUGAGUUCAGUAAAUUCUAGGAAUCUACCGCCAUUAACAGAGUUAAUUACGAAAGCUAUUGAACAAACAACCUCAUUUGUCAUCUUAAGUGAGGAGGAAAAUUGACGCCAAGCCUUUAAAGUCACCGAGCCUCGAACCUCAGAACUUGUCAAUCUUGUUUUCUCUCGUCAAACUGGUAUUCAUAGUACGAACAUCCGUUUCAGAUUGAUAAACCCAUGGUCAUAAACCGAUGAGCCCGCUGUGCAAAGCGCACGACUAUUAAGCCUGGGUUCCAAACUGUAUCCAAACAACAAGCAGCACAUGCUCACGCUACCUUUGUUACUCGAUUGAUGCAGAGUCUUGCUCGAGUAUGCCAAAAUCGAGCCAGUGAAGCAAAGCGGGCUUUGGUAGCAGGGUGUCAACACAAAAUUAUACUCUAUGUCAUGAUGUGAAACUAAAAAGUUCCAUCCAAUAAGAACUUGCGUCUCACACCAUCUGUGAAUCUUAUCGAUCUUAUUAAAUGUAUAAGUCCUUUCCCACAUGAUCUUAUAUAUUCUCCCUAUUCUCCAAAGGUUCUUGUUUUCUCUCCUAACGCGAGGCCAUUAUUGUUUCCAAAUUUCAAUUCGCUUUGAGUCCAAGCGUCACGUACAGAUUUAUCAGUCUUAGCUCAAGCCUUUCACACUCGUUCAUAUAAGAUAUCUCGCCUAGACUUUAAUGGUAUAAUAUUCUAUCCAAUUACUGAUUGCCUUUUAAAAAGGUUACAGCGCAUCCAGUUUGAAGCAGCCAGUUUUGUUUUUGGACGCUAUGUGAACAAUAUUGACUCUAUCCUUAAUAGGCUGGUUGCCUAUGAAAGAACGUAGAGAAUGGCACGUUCUAAAGGCCGCGCACAAAGCUAUAUACUCCCAUGAUUGGCCCAGAAACCUUCAGCUUGAGCAAGUAAGACAUGCUAGAAAUUUACGGUCAUCAAGUACCAUAAAUCUAGUUAUUCCCUAUGCCUCGGACACUUUUCAGUAUAGCGAGGCAGCCCUCUUCAAUUCUCUGCCAUCCAAUGUUAAAUGCUGUGAUAAUUUUAAAUCCUUCAGUAAGCAAACAUUAUGUAUUUUAAGGGAGCGCUGCCGGAAUAGGGCGCAAUAAUUUCUUGCAUAGUUUUAAAUAAUGUAUAUAUUGUAUUAAUUAUUUUUACUUUUUAUUACCUAGCUUUUUUUUACAAAUUCAUAAUUCAGAUUUAUGUAUUUUUUUCCCUUUUAAAUUCCUUGUUUUAAUCUUAUAUCAGGCGACGAGCCAUACCAUGGAUGUAAUAAUAUUAAACCGUUAUUAUUAUUAUUAUUAUUGUUAUUAAGACCUACAUCCUACAAGAAUGAGUUAGGCACGCAAAGUCAGGUCGGCUUUAGUUAACUUUGUUAGUUUCUAUAAAACACAGCGCCGACAAGUCUUUUAGACUCUUUCUUUAUGUCCCUUUUGAAAAAAGCAUAAGCCAGCGGGUUACUGGCCGAGUUUAAAACCAAGACAGGAAUUUUGUACUUUUUAUCAUUACAUUUUGAUGAGGAUAGUAAUAGAAAACCACAACGCAGAUACAUCCCAUAGCAAACAAGAGACACUCCUAUCACAAGACCCAUCAUUAUUACUGCAGACUUCUCACGGUGGGUUUUAAAAGACACCUUAUGGUUAAAACGUAACUGUUUUGCUAAAGUGCGUGCAGACUGAUCAUGCCUGCAUACAUGAAAUAUCAUUGAUACAAAGCAGAGUAUUAACACAACACAUAUAAGAAACUGGGGAAUUAUGACCAGCCAAGUAAAAGGACAGGCCUUGUUUUGAAAUAAGACAAUACAAAGGGCAUGUCUUAGCGUAGUAUAACCAACUGGCAGAGCCCAAGAGAAGAAAAUAGCUUGGGACAUUCGACGGCGAGUCAUAAAAGUAAUGUAUUUUAGAGGAUGGACGAUGGCAAAUAAACGCUCCAGUACUAAACCGCAUAAGUUUGCAGCAGACGUGUUACUAAACAACAGCCCAAUAAAAAGUUGAGGCCUCCUGUCGCAGGUGUUUGCAAUGUCGCAGAAAAACAGAGAAGGAAUAACGAUCAAACCAACGAAGAAAUCCGCCACGGCGAGUGAAGCAAUAAACGCGUUGGUUUUAGUGCGGAGAUUUCCUCUGCUACAGACGAGGAAGAUUGUUAUUCCAUUUCCAAGGAUGGUCAGGAAUGAAAGAACCCAGCCAAGAAUCCAAAACCAGGUCUCCAUUCUUAACAUGCACAGUUAUAGGAAGUUGUUAUCAACUGUAGAAUAUGACCAACAUCUUGCAUAUAUAUCAGGGACACAUGUCAACUGGUUACUAUGGAGCGUUUUCCCAUGACAUCACGGCGGCCAUAUUGGUGUUCCAAAACAAUGAAACGGCGGCCAUAUUGGCGUGCCAACCAAUCCUGUGGGAGUUGACUACACUCUUUUCUUAUGUAAACGCUCUCUUUUGUUCCAAUCAAUUUGCAUAGGUGCUGGCCACGUGAGUGAAAACGCUGUAUUUGUAAUAAUUUGCUAAUUGAUGUCGUAAUAAUUUGUCUUGCGCUGUGCUAUAACAAAACUUUGCAGCAAGACGAUAAUAUAUUAAAUACCUAACGUUUCUUUGUGCGUUUGAUAAUAAAAUAAGUACAAAAUGUUUUAAUAAAUUCUUGAAAUCUAAUACAUUGUUAAAGACAUAAAAGUGUUUUUUGUCUUAUCGCUUAAUUUCGAAGAUUUUAUCAUGUAGCGUUUUUUAAUGUACCGUUCCAGCAGUGGACAUCUCGUCUACUUUUAUAGAAUCUACAGAAAAAAUAUACAUACAUAUACAUAGCUGUAAUAAAAAAUACAUUUUUCCUACAUUCUUGAUAAAUUAAAGCGUGCCAGUUAUUUUAUAUUUCGGACUUUCUGACGAUUUUACGUUGAUUCUCUCCCAAUCUUGACCAACAAUAGAGAAGGAUAACUGUUUGCGCAUUAGAUAAUUUUACACAAUUAAACAAAUAAAAAAAUGGCGGAAAAUUUUUGGCAAGCUUUGCAAAGAAAAUGAAAUAGCCAGCGCUACUUUUUGCCAAUGUUUGAUGGAACACACUUCCCUUACUGAAUCGUUCCUGUGUUUACCGCUAGAACAGACAAAAUUUUAAGACAUCGUUCGAGGUAAGCAUAGGUAGUUCAGAUACCGUAAAAUUCCGAAAAUAAGCCCCUCCAAAUAUAAGCCCCCCAAACUCAUAACGCAAAAAACCCUCCGUUAAAUCUCCCCUCCAAAUAUAAGCCCCCCCGGGGGCUUGUACUUGGAAAUUGCCCUCAAAUACAAAGUAAAACAAAGAAAAAACGGUAAAUUUCCUUCUAACUAUAAGGCUAGCCCAAUCGAUCUUGAAACGUACAUUUCCCUCCGUACAUAAGCCCCUCCAAAAAUAAGCCCCUGAAAAAUAUAAGCCCCGGGGCUAAUACCGCAUAGGAAAAAGUUUUCUUGAAAAUCUGCUCCGAAAUGAGAUUUACGACAAUGAAAUAUUAGCAAUUUUCAAAAAUUUGCCGGGAAUUCAAAAUAACCGUUAUAAUCCUGUUAUUAGCCUUAAAACAUUUGUCAAUACCUCCUACCCUUACUUGUCACUUUUAGUUUGGUCAUUUUAUGGCGGUGGCCACCCGUUACCGUUUUUGAGAAUUUUCUGGAGAAGAAAAAAAAAAUUUCAACAAAAAAAUUACACCACAUUUAUUGACUCACUAUAAGGUAUCUCUGGACGAAAUAUGAGGAUCGAUAGGCAUUUUUUUCCAUCACGUGCCACCUUUCACUCGGUCACCGCAGAAAGUCGCUCUUAAACAAGCGUGAAAUUAACGUUUUUGUUUUUGUGUAGGAAGAGAAUUGUAUUUUGUUUUGCCUUCCCUGCAAACUGAUAGUUAAUUAUAACCUCAGUCCAUCCCAGGUGUGAAUGAAAUGUUUGAAAAAAAACGUUAAAGGACGAUAUGUAUGAACAUAUUUAUGUAUAUAUCAUUUGAUAUCUAUACAGGCAACACUGGAAAUUUUUUUUCUGAUUCCCUAUGGCACGGCGAAAAGCCAUCUUUAUCUUCCCACACAAGUUUUAAAGCAGUUAGUUUGCCUUAAGUUUAACUGAGAACGGUGGAAGACUUUGUAAAUAAUUUGUGAUAAUCGUCUUAAAUUGCAUUAGCGGUUGUUAUUUGUUUUUGUCAGUCUGAAAAUUGCUCUUUUUUGUCUGUUUAAGGUGGUUGGACUUGUUUUUUUUUUUUUUUUAGGAAUUCAUUCGAUUCAUGAAUCGCAUCCUGAGUGAUGUGAAAUUCAAGUUAAAAUCUUUGUUAUUGAAGCUCAUCGAUAAAAGAUUCUUAAAUUAAAACCACAAAAAAUUAAGAAGGCCAAGGGAUGGAUUAAAUGGCAGCUGGAAAUUGGUUAAAAAUUUUAACUGACAGAUGAGAAAUAAUAACAAGUAUUGAAUGACGCUGAAUAGAUAGAUUUGUAUAAUUCUUUAGAUCAUACAAAGCCGAAUUCCGUCAAUAAUUGCUUUUUUUAUUCCUUCCAAAAUAUUCAUAUCUAAACUACCAGAUGCUUAGCUCGAACGAUACCAUAAAGUUUUGUCUGUUCCGGGGGUACUGAAUACAUGGGCGAUUUAAGGGAUGUGUAGUCCAUCAGAUAUUGUUCAAAAAGUAGUUAUCUCAUCUGUGGUGUUUUAUAGUCUUGAGCAGUAAUUAGUACUCCUGGCUAUUUCAUUUUCUUCGCAAAACGUGCCAGGAGUUUUCCGUCAUUUUUUUAAUUUCCCUAAUGGUGUAAAUUAUCUGAUAUGCAAAAAAUUGUUCUCUUCAUCGGUCAAGAGAUGAAGAGAAUCAACAUAACAUCGUCAGAAAGUCAGAAGUAUAAAAUAACUAGCAGGAUUUAAUUUAUCAAGGAGAAACGAAAAAUGUGUUUUUUUUAUUACAGCCAUCAAAAUUUGGCAUAGUCUUAUUCGCCCACUCAAACGAACGAAAACAUUUUUCUGUAGGUUCUUUAAAAAUUUGUUAUAAAAGAACUCAGUGUGACAGGCAACCUAGCCCCUGCCGAAGGUGCUGUCAGAUGGGAUAUGAUGUGCCGCUUUAUAGGGUAUAGUUCUCAAGCAGUAAAUUAAGAAUAGGUUUGGGCAUAGUAUAGAAAUCAGACAGCAAUUCUUGGAUAGGGAGGGGUUUGGGAAGUUUAGUUUGAUAGGGUACCAAAAUUCAGCUGAACCAGAAGUAUAGGCUAGGUGGUCCAGUGUCCCACCGGCACAUUGCCACCCGAAAAUUUCGAAACAUUCCCCCCCUCCCCGACCCUGGGGAAAGAACUUCCUUUAACUGUUAAGAUUGAGACCUGCAUGGUUUUGGAUUCUUGGCUGGUUUCUUUCAUUUCUAACCAUCACUGGAAAUAGAUUUACAAUCUUCCUCGUUUGCAGCAAACGAAAUCUUGGCACCACUUGCCGUGGCGGAUUUCAGUGUUAGUUUGAGCGUUAUUCCUUCUCUGUUCUUCUGCGAUAUUACAAACACCUACGACUGGCCUCAACAUAGCCCUCUCGUGGGUGAAUUUUACAAGAUGGUUGUUUUAGUAACACGUCUGUUGAAACUUAUGCGGCUUCAGUAUUGGAUCGUUUUGUUGCCAUCGUCCAUCCUCUACAAUACACUGCUUUCAUGACUCGCCGUCGAAUUACCCAAGUUGUUUCCUUCUCUUGGUUUCUAAUCGUUAGUUAUAAUGUGCUAAAAGUUAGCCAUUAAAUGAUUUAUUUCUAAACAAUAGAUAUUCCAGUAAACAAAUGCACCAACUCGAGGCUCUGGAGGACAAAAUACAGUGAUUUGUAUGAAAUUAUCCACCUGAGCCUCGUCCACAUUUCUUUAUGUUUUCUAACUGGAGCGUAAUGCGGGAAAGGUCUAUACCUUGUCCCUUAUAUUUGGCUGAGUAUAAUUUUCUUCGAGUUCCUUUCAGUGUUGUAUUAAUAUUCUGCUUUGUAUCAAUGAUAUUUCAUGUAUGCAGGCAUGAUCAGUCAGCACGCACUUUAGCAAAACAGUUACGUUUUAACCAUCAGGUGUCUUUUAAAACCUACCGUGAGAAGUCUGCAGUAGUAAUGAUGGGUAUUGUACGGGUGAUAGGAGUGUUUCUUGUUUGCUAUGGGAUGUAUCUACGUUGUAGUUUCCACUACUAUUCCAGACUACGAUAACCUCAUCGCCAUGCAAUGAAAAAAACUACAAAAUUCCUGUCUUGGUUUUAAACUUGGCCAUUAACCCGCUUUAAAAGACUUGUCGGUGCUGUGUUUUAAAGAACAUAACAAAGUUCACUAAAGCCGACUUGACUUUACGUGCAUCACUCAUACUUGUAGGAUGUAGGUCUUCGAUAUGAACGUGUGUGAAAGGCUUGAGCUAAGAGUGAUAAAUCUGUAACGCUUGGACUCAAAGCGAAUUUUAGCCGUUAGUUAUAAACACCAUGAACCGCAAAACCUUUUUCUAACCGAAAUUUUUGUCAUUUAGAAAAGGUCAACAGUACUUAUUACGACCUCUUUACACGUCUUGUCUCGUGCCUGAUGGACCCUGUUUAAUUAAAAUUUAAUUAAGUUUACAGCGUUUCCUGAUUAUAAUUCAACUAAAAGAAUAAUGAUGUUACAUCGUCGAUUGCUUAUCAGGAACCUUUUGAUUAGUAUAAUUGUAUAAAUUAUUAUUUUUUUUUUUAUGCAAGCAGGCGGUUGGCCUGUUCAUUGGUCAAGAGGGAAGAGAACCAUCAUAAAAUCUUCUGAAAGUCUGUAUGAAUAACUAUAUAAUUGUAGCUAUAAAUUAUCUUCAAGGACAAAGGAAAAUGCAUUUUUUAUUACAGCUAUCAAUAUGUUUCAUAUUCCAAUUCGCCCUACUCAAACGAACGUAAACAAUAAAGAUUCUGUAAAAUUUGUGAUAAAAAACUCAGUUUUGGUUGGCUGCUCUUGUAGCCCAACCCCAGAAGAGUGGACGAGAUGUCCAUUGCUGGAAUUAAAGGUACAUUUAAAAUGCUUCUCAACAAGAUUUUCAAAAUUUAGCCGAUAAGAAAAAGAACAGUUUUACCUUAACAUGAAUGUAGUAGAGUCCUAGAAUUUACCAGGACAUUUUGGACCUUUUCGUUGUUUCAAAUGUCUUGAUUAUUAUGAAACUACUUAGGUAGUUAUAUUAUCUUAAUUCUUGACGCAAAUUAAUUGUUACAGCUCAGUCCAAUGCAAAGUAUCAUGACAUUAAUUAGCACCGUAAUUAGUAAACGAUUAGUACCACCGCGGGGGGGGGGGGGAGGGUACUCCCCAUUAUAGCCUACACGGUUAGGCUCCGCCCAAGAGGGGUAUCUUUUCAGGUUUUGGGUGUAUAUAUGAAAGAUAUGUAAGGAUAGGGGCCUCUAGCUACUGUAAGUAUAUGAAAAAGUGGGGAAAUCUGUCAUUUUGGUCUGUAAAAUUAAGUACCAAAAAAAAGAACUAGCAGAUACCUCUCGCGGAUGUGCAAUAGACAGGAAAACUGCCUAGUUCAAAAAACGGUCCAUUUACAGCAGUUAAAACUCGUUUAGGUUUCUAUGUAAACUAAAUAUGUGAAAGGGAUAUCAUUUGUCAAUGGAAGGUAUACGCCAAAAAGGAUACCUUUUCUGAUAAAAAUGGUAUAUAAAAGGGUAGGGGUUGUACAUCGUGUGGAGCCUCACCUUAAAAAACGUGUUAACUCGCUGAGUACCCCCAACUCCCUCGAGAAAGUGAAAAAUAAAUGUGACCCUGAUAUUUAUACAAAGAUGUGAGUUAUCUGUCAGUUAAUAAAAACUUCCUUUAACUGUUACUACGGAUGGAGACUUGGUCUUUGGAUUCUUUGCUGGUUUCUUUCAUUUCUGACCAUCGCUGGAAAUGUAUUCACAAUCCUCCUCGUCUGCAGCAGACGAAAUCUAUAUAUAUAUGCACCAAAACCAACGCAUUUAUUGUUUCACUCGCCUUGGCGGAUUUCUUUGUUGGUUUGAGCGUUAUUCCUUCAGGGUUCUUCUGCGACAUUACAAACACCUGCUACUUGCCUCAAGUUUGGUUCUCGCGGGUGAAUUUUAUAAAGACGCGCGACUUUAGCUGGUUAAAAAAAUGUACCUUCAAUUUAUUCUAAAUUGCGGCAGAUAGUUGAUACAAAUUGCGACAGGUAUUACCGAAAAUCACGACAAAAGUGCAAAUUAAUUACCACACUACGAAUUGUGACGGUUAUUCCAAGUUACGACGACCGAACAGGGUUUUGUAUUCGGCUUUCCUUAACAUCUCGAUGCAAAUGAAUUUUAUAGUUAUACUGAAACAAGCUUUGAGUACCUCUCACUUCCUUUCUCUGACAAAUCUUGAUCAAUAAAAUGACAGCCCUUCAAAAUCUGAAUCUAGAAGAAAAUGGCUUUCGAGGUCAUGAAAAAUGAAAAUACUUUGUCUGCUUUGUGUGAUACCUGUAUGCGGAUAAUGCAUUCCGUGCUUAGUUCUUUCAGUUUUCAGCCAAAGGUGUAGUCGACGUCGCAGACUAUGCUCACCUGAUAGCCUGCGUAGUAAGCGUUUCCCAGGCGUGCGCGGGUUUCGGAGCAAAGAACGAGGAACGAGAGUCAAAACCCGCGCGAAAAUCCCGUUCCUCGGUCUCUCUUUGCUCUGAAACAAAACGGAAUCGCUUGCUACGCAGGCUUCUCACCUGACACUAAUGGGCAAACUCUUUAUAAAGAGUUUAUAAAAUUUAUUUAUUAUAUAGACACGAGUGUUUUACUGGAAUAAAUACCACUCGCAAAAUUCAUAAAAACUACAUCCGGGACCCGAGUGGUUUAUUUUCCAUAAUCUCACACGUGAGUUUAUCGAUGACGUAAUUUCGGUAGGUUCAUACAUAUCUUCGCGCCACCGUGUAAUAUCCUCUAUAUAUGUAGUAUUUCUUGCAAACAAAAAUAGGUAAAAAAAAAGCUCUAUGACGCAAAGGUAUUAAUAUGAAUAAAGCAAGGAGAAAAAAAUAUACUGAUCACGAUGUGAAAAAGAAAUGUUACGAAGAGAAAUUUCGUCUCGGCUCCGGACCGUUGUAAACCUUGAGCUUGAUUCUCACAGUCCCGUUGUUACGUGUUAUUCUAAGUCAAUUUACAUUUAUUUAAGACAUUUUUCGUACAAAAGUCAAUUAUGUUGGUGGAAGCCUUUAAUUGGCGCUCUGUCUUUAAAAAGACAAUGUCGUUAAGUUUUUAAAGGCAGUUGUCAUUAUCUGUGCAAAAAAACACCCUCUUUACGCAAAAAUUUUGUCUAGUAACCUUUAUUAGUUAUUCAUAAAGACUUGUUAUUUUAUAAUCCUUUCAAUAUACAUGACGCAAGACGCCUGAAGUGUCAUGUCGAUAUGCUCUUUAACAACAGUUCUCACUGUGCCUUAUCAACCAAUUAACAAUAUUGUUUAGUUAAAUGUCUUCUUUUGCUUUUUUAUUUCGUGUAGCUAAAUUUGGAAGGUUUUAUCAUGUAAUCGGCAUGCAACGUUCUUUUAUAUCGUUCCAGCUACGUGCUCCUCUGCUUCCCAUUUGCGGGUUGAGCCUCUUGAGCAACCAACCAUCUUUACAUUUCUUUGUCACGAUUUCUGCAGAAUUUAAAGGAAAAAUAUCCUUAAAAUAACCUUCACCGGGGCGAAAAGCGAUAAAUUUGAUAGCUAUCUUCCUCUUUCUCCAUAAUAAGUCGUGUUUAAUUACAUUUUAGGCGAUUUUUAUCAUUUCAGUCACACCUGCAUGCUGGACUGAACUGAAAAAAACUUGCACGGAAAGAUUACAAGAUUACUACAUUUCUUUAAUUUCUUUGUGUUUUACGUACAAUGAAAUUUUUCAUAUCUCAAGAAAAUCGUACAGUAGAUCUUUUAGUUCAGUUCAGUAAAUUUUAGGAAUCUACCGCCAUUAACAGAGUUAAUUACGAAAGCUAUUGAACAAACAACCUCAUUUGUCAUCUUAAGUGCGGAGGAAAAUUGACGCCAAGCCUUUAAAGUCACCGAACCUCAAACUUCUGGACUUGUCAAUCUUGUUUUCUCUCGUCAAACUGGUAUUCAGAGCGCGAGCAUCCGUUUCAGAUUGAUAAACCGAUGGUCAUAACCGAUGAGCCCGCUGUACCAAGCGCACGGCUAUUAAACCUGGGUCCAAACUGUAUCGAGGCAACAAGCAGCACAUGCUCACGCUAUCUUUGUUACUCGAUUGAUGCAGAGUCUUGCUCGAGUUUGCCAAAAUCGAGCCAGUGAAGCAAAGCGGGCUUUGGUAGCAGGGUGUGAACACAAAAUUAUACUCUAUGCCAUGAUGUGAAACUAAAAAUCAAAGUUCCAUCCAAUAAGAUCUUGCGUCUCACACCAUCUAUGACUGGAAAUAGAUUUACAAUCUUCCUCGUUUGCAGCAAACGAAAUCUUGGCACCAAUUGCGUUGGCGGAUUUCAGUGUUGGUUUAAGCGUUAUUCCUUCUCUGUUCUUCUGCGAUAUUACAAACACCUGCGACUGGCCUCAACAUAGCCUCUCGUGAGUGAAUUUUACAAGAUGGUUGUUUUAGUAACACGUCUAUUGAAACUUAUGCGUCUUCAGUAUUGGAUCGUUUUAUCGCCAUCGUCCAUCCUCUAAAAUACAUUGCUUUCAUGACUCGCCGUCGAAUUACCCAAGUUCUUUCCUUCUCUUGUUUUCUAACAGUUAGUUAUAAUGUGCUAAAAGUUACCCUUUAAAUGAUUUAUUUCUAAACAAUAGAUAUUCCAGUAAACAAAGGCACCAACACGAGGCUCUGGAGUACAAAAUACAGUGAUUUGUAUGAAAUUAUUCAGCCGAGCCUCGUCCACAUUUCUUUAUGUUUUCUAACUGGAGCGUAAUGCGGGAAAGGUCUAUACCUCGUCCCUUAUAUUUGGCUGAGUAUAAUUAUCUUCGAGUUCCUUUCAGUGUUGUAUUAAUAUUCUGCUUUCAGAUCAAUGACAUUUCAUGUACGCAAGCAUGAUCGGUCAGCAUGCAUCGUCUUAUUUCAAAACAAGGCCUGUCCUUUUAUUUGGCUGAUCAUAAUUCCCCUGCUUCUUAUAUGUGUUGUGUUAAUAUUCUGCUUGGUAUCAAUGAUAUUUCAUGUAUGCAGGCAUGAUCAGUUAGCACCCACUUUAGCAAAACAGUUACGUUUUAACCAUCAGGUGUCUUUUAAAACCCACCUUGAGAAGUCUGCAGUAAUAAUGAUGGGUAUUGUGAUAGGAGUGUUUCUUGUUUGCUCUGGGAUGCAUCUACGUUGUAGUUUCUACUACUAUUCCAGACUACGAUGAUCUCAUCGCCAUGCAAUGAAAAAAACUACAAAAUUCUUGUCUUGGUUUUAAACUCGGCCAUUAACCCGCUUUAAAAGACUUGUCGGUGCUGUGUUUUAAAGAACAUAACAAAGUUAACUAAAGCCGACUUGACUUUACGUGCAUCACUCAUACUUGUAGGAUGUAGGUCUUCGAUAUGAACGUGUGUGAAAGGCUUGAGCUAAGAGUGAUAAACCUGUAACGCUUGGACUCAAAGCGAAUUUUAGCCCUUAGUUACAAACACCAUCAACCGCAAAACUUUUUGUAACCAAAAUUUUUGUCAUUUAGAAAAGGUCAACAUUACUUAUUACGACCUCUUUACACGUCUUGUCUCGUGCCUGAUAGACCCUGUUUAAUUAACAUUUAAUUAAGUUUACAGCGUUUCCUGAUUAUAAUUCAACUAAAAGAAUAAUGAUGUUACAUCGUCGAUUGCUUAUCAGGAGCCUUUUGAUUAGUAUAAUUGUAUAUUUUUUUUUUUUUUUAUGCAGACAGGCAGUUGCCCUGUUCAUUGAGGGAAGAGAACCAUCAUAAAAUCUUCUGAAAGUCUGAAUAACUAUAUGAUUGUAGCUAUAAACUGAAUUAUCUUCAAGGAGAAAGGAAAAUGCAUUUUUUAUUACAGCUAUCAAAAUGUUUCAUAUUCCAAUUCGCCCCACUCAAACGAAUGUAAACAAUAAGGAUUCUGAAUUGUGAUAAAAAACUUAGUGUUGGUUGGUUGCUCUUGUAGCCCAACCCCAGAAGAGUGGACGAGAUGUUCAUUGCUGGAAUUAAAGGUACAUUUAAAAUGCUUCACAACAAAAUUUUCAAAAUUAAGCCGAUAAGAAAAAGAAGAGUUUUACCUUAACAAUAUGAAUGUAGUAGAGUCCUAGAAUUUACCAAGACAUUUUGUAUCUUUUCGUUGUUUCAAAUGUAUUGAUUAUUAUGAAACUAUACUUAGGUAGUUAUGUUGUCUUAAUUCUUGACGGAAAUUAAUUGUUACAGCUCAGUCGAACGCAAAGUAUAAUGACAUUAAUUAGCACCGUAAUUAGUAAACGAUUAGCACCACCGCGGAGGGGGGGAGGGGGAAGGGUACUCCCUAUUAUAGCCUACACGGUUAGGCUCCGCCCAAGAGGGGUACCUUUUCAGGCUUUGGGUGUAUGUAUGAAAGGUAUGAAAGGAUAGGGGCUUCUAGCUACUGUAAGUAUACGAAAAAGUGGGGAAAUCUGUCAUUUUGGUCUAUAAAAUUAAGUACCAAAAAAAGAACUAGCAGAUACAUUUUGUGGAUGUGAAAGAGACAAGAAAACUUCCUAGUUCAAAAAACGGUCCAUUUACAGUAGUUAAAACUCAUUUAGUUUUCUAUGUAAACUAAAUAUGUGAAAGGGAUAUCAUUUGUCAAUGGAAGGUAUACGCCGAAAAGGGUACCUUUUCUGAUGAAAAUGUUAUAAAAGGGUAGGGGUUAGACAUCGUGGGGAGCCUCCCCGUAAAAACGUGUUAACUCUUUGUGUACCCCCAACUCCCUCGAGAAAGUGAAAGAUAAAUGUGACCCUGAUAAAUGUGAGUUAUCUGUCAGUCGAUAAAAACUAACUUUAACUGUUACUAGGGAUGGAGACCUGGUCUUUGGAUUCUUUGCUGGUUUCUUUCAUUUCUGACCAUCGCUGGAAAUGGAUUUACAAUCUUCCUCGUCUGCAGCAGACGAGAUCUACGCACCAAAACCAACGCGUUUAUUGUUCCACUCGCCGUGGCGAUUUCUUUGUUGGUUUGAGCGUUAUUCCUUCAGGGUUCUUCUGCGACAUUACAAACACCUGCUACUUGCCUCAAGUUUGGUUCUCGUGGGUGAAUUUUAUAAAGGAGGGCGACUUAAGCUGAUUAAAAAAAUGCACCUUCAAUUUAUUCUAAAUUGCGGCAGAUAGUUGAUACAAAUUGCGACAGGUAUUACUGAAAAUUACGACAAAAGUGCAAAUUAAUUACCACACUACGAAUUGCGACGGUUAUUCCAAGUUGCGACGACCGAACAGGGUUUGCAUUCGGCUUUCCUUAACAUCUCGAUGCAAGUGAAUUUUAUAGUUAUACUGAAACAAGCUUUGAGUACCUCUCACUUCCUUUCUCUGACAAAUCUUGAUCAAUAAAAUGACAGUCUUUCAAAACCAUUCGAUAUUUAUAGGUACUUCUGUCAGCAGCACAAAAGACUGUCUCUUAUCAGGUACUGCGAGUUACUUAUUUUGCCUGAGUAAGUUUCCGCCGUUGUCGUUAACCAAUCAGAUGCCAGAAAAUAAAAAUACAUAUCAAUUAAACAAGACGUAUAUAAGCCUGCAGAAUGUAAUCUACCUGGUAUGUUUCGUUAAACUUAACGCUUGAAAACUGAAGCUGAAGCUGAAUCUAGAAGAAGAUGGCUUUCGAGGUCAUGAAAAAUGAAAAUACUUUGUUUGCUUUGUAUGAUUCCUGUAUGCGGAUAAUGCAUUCCGUGCUUAGUUGUUUCUGUUUUCAGCCAAAGGUGUAGUCGACGUCGCAGACUAUGCUCACCUGAUAGCCUGCGUAGUAAGUGUUUCUCCGGCGUGCGCGGGUUUCGGAGCAAAGAACGAGGAACGAGAGUCAAAACCCGCGCGAAAAUCCCGUUCCUCGGUGUCUCUUUGCUCCGAAACAAAACGGAAUCGCUUGCUACGCAGGCUUCUCACCUGACACUAAUGGGCAAACUCUUUAUAAAGAGAUUAUAAAAUAUUUCAUGCAAACGAAAAUAGGUAAAAAAAAAAAAAAAAGCUCCAGGAUGCAAAGGUAUUAAUGAAUAAAGCAAGGAAAAAAAAUAUACUGAUCACGAUGUGAAAAAGAAAUGUUACGAAAAGAAAUUUCGUCUCGGCUCCUGACCGUUGUAAACCUUGAGCUUGAUUCUCACAGUCCCGUUGUUACGUGUUAUUCGAAGUCAAUUUACAUUUAUUUAAGACCUUUUUCGUGCAAAAGUCAAUUAUGUUGGUGGAAGCCUUUAAUUGGCGCUCUGUCUUUAAAAAGACAAUGUCGUUAAGUUUUUAAAGGCAGUUGUCAUUAUCUGUGCAAAAAAACACCCUCUUUACGCAAAAAUUUUGUCUAGCAACCUUUAUUAGUUAUUUAUAAAGCCUUUUUAUUUUAUAAUCCUUUCAAUAUACAUGAGGCAAGACGCCUGGAGUGUCAUGUCAAUAUGCUCUUUUACAACAGUUCUCACUGUGCCUUAUCAACCAAUUAACAAUAUUGUUUAGUUAAAUGUCUUCUUUUGCUUUUUUAUUUCGUGUCGCUAAAUUUGGAAGGUUUUAUCAUGUAAUCGGCAUGCAACGUUCUUUUAUAUCGUUCCAGCUACGUGCUCCUCUGCUUCCCAUUUGCGGGUUGAGCCUCUUGAGCAACCAACCAUCUUUACAUUUCUUUGUCACGAUUUCUGCAGAAUUUAAAGGAAAAAUAUCCUUAAAAUAACCUUCACCGGGGCGAAAAGCGAUAAAUUUGAUAGCUACCUUCCUCUUUCUCCAUAAUAAGUCGUUUUUAAUUACAUUUUAGGCGAUUUUUAUCAUUGAAGUCACACCUGCAUGCUGGACUGAACUGAAAAAAACUUGCACGGAAAGAUUACAAGACUACUACAUUAAUUCUUUGUGUUUUACUUACAAUGAAAUUAUUCAUAUCUCAAGAAAAUCUUAGAGUAAAUCUUUUAGUUCAGUUCAGUAAAUUUUAGGAAUCUACCGCCAUUAGCAGAGUUAAUUACGAAAGCUAUUGAACAAACAACCUCAUUUGUCAUCUUAAGUGCGGAGGAACAUUGACGCCAAGCCUUUAAAGUCACCGAACCUCGAACUUCUGAACUUGUCAAUCUUGUUUUCUCUCGUCAAACUGGUAUUCAGAGCGCGAGCAUCCGUUUCAGAUUGAUAAACCGAUGGUCAUAACCGAUGAGCCCGCUGUACAAAGCGCACGGCUAUUAAGCCUGGGUCCAAACUGUAUCCAGGCAACAAGCAACACAUGCUCACUCUAUCUUUGUUACUCGAUUGAUUCAGAGUCUUGCUCGAGUUUGCCAAAAUCGAGCAAGUGAAGCAAAGCGGGCUUUGGUAGCAGGGUGUGAACACAAAAUUAUACUCUAUGCCAUGAUGUGAAACUAAAAAUUAAAGUUCCAUCCAAUAAAGUCUUGCGUCUCACACCAUCUGUGAAUCUUGAUCUUAUUACAUGUAUAAGUCCUUUCCCACAUGAUCUUAUAUAUUCUCCCUAUUCUCCAAAGGUUCUUGUUUUCUCUCCUAACGCGCGGCCAUUUUUUGCAAAUUUCAAUUCGCUUUGAGUCCAAGCGUCACGUACAGAUCUAUCAGUCUUAGCUCAAGCCUUUCACACUCUUUUAUAUAAGACCUACAUCCUACAAGAAUGAGUUACGCACGUAAAGUCUGGUCGGCUUUGGUUACCUUUGUUAUUUUCUAUAAAACACAGCGCCGGCAAGUCUUUUAAACUCUUUCUUUAUGUCUCUUUUGAAAAAAGCAUAAGCCAGCGGGUUAAUGGCUGAGUUUAAAACCAAGAUAGGAAUUUUGUAGUUUUCAUCUUUGCAUGGCGAUGAGCCCGAGGUUAUCGUACUAUUCUGAAAUAGUAGUAGAAAACCACAACGUAAAUACAUCCCAUAGCAAACAAGAAACACUCCUAUCACAAGACCCAUCAUUAUUACUGCAGACUUCUCACGAUGGGUUUUAAAAGACACCUGAUGGUUAAAACGCAACUGUCUUGCUAAAGUGCGUGCUGACUGAUCAUGCCUGCAUACAUGAAAUAUCAUUGAUACAAAGCAGAGUAUUAACGCAACACAUACAAGAAACAGGGGAAUUAUGAUCAGCCAAAUAAAAGGACAGGCCUUGUUUUGAAAUAAGAAAAUGCAAAGGGUAUGUUUCAGUGUAGUAUAACUAACUGGCAGAGUCCAAGAGAAGAAAAUAGCUUGGGUAAUUCGACGGCGAGUCAUAAAAGUAAUGUAUUUUAGAGGAUAGACGAUGGCAAUAAAACGAUCCAGUACUAAGGCGCAUAAGUUUCCAGCAGACGAGUAACCAAACAACAACCUUAUAAAAUUCACCCACGAUAGAAAAUGUUGAGGCCAGUCGCAGGUGUUUGUAAUGUCGCAAAAGAACAGAGAAGGAAUAACGCCCAAACCAACACAGAAAUCCGCUACCGCAAGUGAAACAAUGAACGCGUUGGUUUUAGUACGGAGAUUUCGUCUGCUGGAAACGAGGAAGAUUGUUAUUCCAUUUCCAAGGAUGGUCAGGAAUGAAAGAACCCAGCCAAGAAUCCAAAACCAGGUCUCCAUUCUUAACAGUGAAAGGAAGUUGUUAUCAACUGUAGAAUAUAACCAGCAUCUUGCAUAUAUAUCAAGGACACAUGUCAACUGGUUACUAUGGAGCGUUUUCCCAUGACGUCACGGCGGCCAUAUUGGUGUUCCAAAUCAAUGAAACGGCGGCCAUGUUGGCGUGCCAACCAAUCCUGUGAGAGUUGACUGAACUCUUUUCUUAUGUAAACGCUCUCUUUUGUUCCAAUCAAUUUGCAUAGGUGCUGGCCACGUGAGUGAAAACGCUGUAUUUGUAAUAAUUUGCUAAUUGAUGUCGUAAUAAUUUGUCUUGCGCUGUGCUAUAACAAAACUUUGCAGCAAGACGAUAAUAUAUUAAACACCUAACGUUUCUUUGUGCGUUUGAUAAUAAAAUAAGUACAAAAUGUUUUAAUAAAUUCUUGAAAUCUAAUAUAUUGUUAAAGACAUUAAAGUGUUUUUUGUCUUAUCGCUUAAUUUCGAAGAUUUUAUCAUGUAGCGUUUUUUAAUGUACCGUUCCAGCAGUGGACAUCUCGUCUACUUUUAUAGAAUCUACAGAAAAAAUAUACAUACAUAUACAUAGCUGUAAUAAAAAAAUACAUUUUUCCUACCUCCUUGAUAAAUUAAAGCGUGCUAGUUAUUUUAUAUUUCGGACUUUCUGACGAUUUUAUGUUGAUUCUCUCCACCUCUUGACCAACAAUAGAGAAGGAUAACUGUUUGCGCACUAGAUAAUUUUACACAAUUAAACAAAUAAAAAAAUGGCGGAAAAUUUUGGCAAGCUUUGCAAAGAAAAGGAAAUAGCCAGCGCUACUUUUUGCCAAUGUUUGAUGGAAUACACUUCCCUUACUGAAUCGUUCCUGUGUUUGCCGCCAGAACAGACAAAAAUUUAUGACAUCGUUCGAGGUAAGCAUAGGUAGUUUAGAUACCGUAAAAUUCCGAAAAUAAGCCCCUCCAUGUAUAAGUCCCUCCAAAUAUAAGCCCCCCAAACUCGUAACGCAAAAAACCCUCCGUUAAAUCGCCACUCCAAAUAUAAGCCCCCCCGGGGUCUUGUACUUUGAAAUUGCCCUCAAAUACAAAGUAAAACAAAGAAAAAACGGUAAAAUUUCCCUCUAACUAUAAGGCUAGCCCAAUCGACUUUGAAACGCACAUUUCCCUCCGUAGAUAAGCCCCACCAAUAAUAAGCCCCGGGGCUAAUACCGCAUAAGAAAGAAGAAGUUUUCUUGAAAACCUGCUCCGAAAUGAGAUUUACGACAAUGAAAUAUUAGCAAUUUUCAAAAAUUUGCCGGGAAUUCAAAAUAACCGUUAUAAUCCUUAUUGAGCCUUAAAUCCUUUGUCAAUGCCUCCUACGCACCCAUAUAAAUUUAAAAAUCCCUAAGUUCUUUCUGCGCUUUUGAGGAGCAAACUUCUUAUACCCUUACUUGUCGCUUUCAUUUUGGUCAUUUUAUGGCGGUGGCCACCCGUUACCGUUUUUGAGAAUUUUCUGGAGAAGAAAAAAAUAUUUCCAAAAAAAAAAAAUUACACCACAUUUAUUGACUCACUAUAAGGUAUCUAGGGACGAAAUAUGAGGAUAGGCAUUUUUUUCCAUCACGUGCCACCUUUCACUCGGUCACAGCAGAAAGUCGCUCUUAAACAAGCAUGAAGUUAACGUUUUUGUUUUUGUGUAGGGAGAGAAUUGUAUUUUGUUUUGCCUUCCCUGCAAACUGAUCGUUAAUUAAACUCAGUCCAUACCAGGUGUGAAUGAAAUGUUUUAAAAAACGUUAAGAGCACGAUAUGUAUGAUCAUAUUUAUGUAUAUAUCAUUUGAUAUCUAUACAGGCAUCACUGGAGAUUUUUUUUCUGAUUCCCUAUGGCACUGCGAAAAGCCAUCUUUAUCUUCCUACACAAGUUGGGUAAAGCAGUUAGUUUGCCUUAAGUUUAACUGAGAACGGUGGAAGAUUUUGUAAACAAUUUGUGAUAAUCGUCUUAAAUUGCAUUAGCGGUUGUUAUUUGUUUUUGUCAGUCUGAAAAUUGCUGUUUUUUGUCUGUUUAAGGUGGUUCGACUUGUUUUUUUUUUUAGGAAUUCAUUCGAUUCAUGAAUCGCUUCCUGAGCGAUGUGAAGUUUAAGUUAAAAUCUUUGUUAUUGAAGCUCAUCGAUAAAAGAUUCUUAAAUUAAAACCACAAAAAAUUAAGAAGGCCAAGGGAUGGAUUAAAUGGCAGCUGGAAAUUGGUUAAAAAUUUUAACUGACAGAUGAGAAAUAACAAGAAGUAUUGAAUGACGCUGAAUAGAUAGAUCUGUAUAAUUUUUCAGAUCAUACAAAAGCCGAAUUCAAUAAUUGCUUUUUUAUUCCUUCCAAAAUAUUCAUAUCUAAACUACCUAUGCUUACCUCGAACGAUACCAUAAAGUUUUGUCUGUUCCGGUGGUAAUGAAUACAUGGGUGAUUUAAGGGAUGUGUAGUCCAUCAGAUAUUGUUCAAAAAGUAGUUAUCUCAUCCGUGGUGUUUUAUAGUCUUGAGCAGUAAUUAGUACUCCUGGCUAUUUCAUUUUCUUCGCGAAACGUGCCAGGAGUUUUCCGUCAUUUUUUUAAUUUCCCUAAUGGUGUAAAUUAUCUGAUAUGCAAAAAAUUGUUCUCUUCACUGGUCAAGAGAUGGAGAGAAUCAACAUAACAUCGUCAGAAAGUCUAAAGUAUAAAAUAACUAGCAGUCUUUAAUUUAUCAAGGAGAAACGAAAAAUGUGUGUUUUUUUUUAUUACAGCCAUCAAAAUUUGGCAUAGUCUUAUUCGCCCACUCAAACGAACGAAAAGAUUUUUCUGUAGGUUCUUUAAAAUUUGUUAUAAAAGAACUCAGUGUGACAGGCAAAGCCCCUGCCGAAGGUGCUGUCAGAUGGGAUAUGAUGUGCCGCUUUAUAGGGUAUAGUUCUCAAGCAGUUAAUUAAGAAUGGGUUUGGGUAUAGAAAUCAGAGAGCAAUUCUUGGAUAGGGAGGGGUUUGGGACGUUUAGUUUGAUAGGGUACCAAAAUUCAGCUGAACCAGAAGUAUAGGCUAGGUGGUCCAGUGUCCCAGCGGCACAUUGCCACCCGAAAAUUUCUAAAGAAUCCCCCCUCCCCGCCCCUGGGGAAAGAACUUCCUUUAACUGUUAAGAUUGAGAACUGCAUGGUUUUGGAUUCUUGGCUUCUUGGUUUCUUUCAUUUCUAACCAUCACUGGAAAUAGAUUUACAAUCUUCCACGUUUGCAGCAAACGAAAUCUUGGCACUACUUGCCGUGGCGGAUUUCAGUGUUGGUUUGAGCGUUAUUCCUUCGCUGUUCUGCUGCGAUAUUACAAACACCUGCGACUGGCCUCAACAUAGCCUCUCGUGGGUGAAUUUUACAGGAUGGUUGUUUUAGUAACACGUCUGUUGAAACUUAUGCGGCUUCACUAUUGGAUCGUUUUAUUGCCAUCGUCCAUCCUCUAAAAUACACUGCUUUCAUGACUCGCGUCGAAUUACCCAAGUUUUUUCCUUCUCUUGGUUUCUAACAGUUAGUUAUAAUGUGCUAAAAGUUACCCUUUAAAUGAUUUAUUUCUAAACAAUAGAUAUUCCAGUAAACAAAGGCACCAACUCGAGGCUCUGGAGGACAAAAUACAGUGAUUUGUAUGAAACUGUCCACACUGUAAUUUUCAGGGAGUUAUAAUAACUCCUCUAGUGGGGCUAAUUUAACUCCUUACAGUGGAGUUAUUUUUCGUGGAGUUAUUUUAACUCCAAAAAGGAGUUUAAAGAACUCUUUUUCAGGAGUAAAAGUAACCCCAGAUAUUGAGGAGUUAAAAUAACCCCAAAAAAGGAGUUAUCCUGUACCUAAAAUUUUUACUCCACUUUCAGAGUUAAAUUAACUCCAAAAAGAGUAAAAACAACCCCUGUAAGGAGUACAAGUAACCCCAUUUCGGAGUAAUUUUAACUCCAAGACUGGGAGUAAAAAGAACUCUUUUUCAGGAGUAAAAAUGACCCCAAAUUCGGAGUUAACACAUUUUGUACCUAUUUUAUUGUCAAACAUACGAAGAAACGUUGUAAGGUCAGCAUUUAAUACACAGACCAAGGCAAAUUAUUAUGAGAUUAAUUGGCCAAUUAUUACAUAUAUACUUAAGACGAUUAAAGGAACAAAGAGUGCGUUACUUUUCACCCAAGUGGCCAGCAACUGUGCAAAUUUAUUGGAACAAAAGAGAACGUUUUAGUUAGACAAGAGUUCAACUCUCACAGGGUUGGUUGGAAUACCACCAUGGCCGCCGUUUCUAUUUUUUUGAAACACCAUUAUGGCCGCCAUGACGUCAUGUGAAAACGCUCCGUUACGUGACCCUAAUAUUUAAGCAAGAUGUUGGUUAUAUUCUACAGUUGAUAAAAACUUCCUUUAACUUCUAAGAUGGAGACCUGGUUUUGGAUUUUUGGCUGGUUUCUUUCAUUUUUAACCAUCAUUGGAAAUGGAUUUACAAUCUUUAUUAUAUACAUACUGAGAAAUACUCACCAAAAAGCUAUGUCGUAAAUUUUCGUACGCAAAUUAGUUAUAGCCAAUCAGAGGAGCGAACGAUGGUUUUCACACGUGAAAAAAACGAUACGUCCAAUCAGAAUCGCGAACGAUGUUUUUUCACGUGUGAGAAAAAUGAUACGUCCAAUCAGAAGCCACAGAGGUGUGCGAGUUUCGCGCCAAAAUUCCCGCCUUUUAUUGCAGCUUGCAGCGCCGCUUCGCACACAUUUAUCAACGAGAAAAGUUUUACUCAAGGAGUUUUUCUCGCUAAAAAAGUGAAAAACAUUUCGGAAAUGGAGUGGAAUAGUUUCGUUUGUUUCACUGUCGAUAAAAAAAUACGGUAGAGAGCCGGCGAAACAACAGCGGAAAGGGAUAAACAGAACGAGACGUAAGCUUUUGUUGUGCUUUUUGUCGGAGCUACUUUGCCUUUCAUUUAAGCUUAAGCUUAUAUUGAAACCGGCCAUUUUACUUAAAUUCACUCAUUUUCAAUUGUGCAUUGAGAACAAACAGUUAAGAUUACUUAUAGUUCUUGGGUUAAACCUCAUAUCCUCACCGUCAUUUAUGUUUUUAACAAACGUUUUUACUAAAAAGCUGAUACUUCGUUUUCGUUGUCAUUUUGCGGUAAGUGUGUAGCGGCAAAUUUUAGCAUUUUUGAAAGAUUUAAAAUAAAAAGGCCCGCAAAAUGAUGAAUGACUCAGUAUGUAUAUAAUAAACACAAUACCACAUGGAAAGUGCUUUGUACGGUAUUUACGCACUCGUUGUUUUUGUAUCAGAAAUCUUACUCGUUCGCUGCGCUCACUCGUUCGAUUUCUGAUACGUCAACAACUCGUGCGUAAAUACCGUACGCCAGCACUUUCCAUGAAGUAUUCUUUAUUUCUCGUUUGCAGCAGACGAAAUCUCCGCACCAAAACAAACGCGUUUAUUGUUUCACUUGCCGUGGCGGAUUUCUGUGUUGGUUUGGGCGUUAUUCCUUCAAUGUUCUUGUGCGACAUUACAAACACCUGCCACUGGCCUCACGGUUUGAUGUCUUGGGUGACUUUCGUACGGUUGCUGUUUAGUAACACGUCUGUUGUAAACUUAUGCAGCUUAGUACUGGAUCGUUUUAUUGCCAUCGUCCAUCCUCUAAAAUACAUCACUUUGAUGACUCGCCGUCGAAUUACUCAAGUUAUUUUCUUCUCUUGGGGUCUAACAGUUAGUUUUAAUGCGCUAAAAGUUAUCUAUUAUGUGUUUUAUUUCAAAACAAUGGAUGUCCUGUUUAUAUGGCUAAAUCUAAUUUGCUUCGAGUUCCUUCCAACUGUUGUAUUAAUACUUUGCUUUGUAUCAAUGAUAUUUCACGUACGCAGGCAUGAUCGGUCAGCACGCAUCGUAGAAAAACAGUUACGUUUUAACCAUCAGGUGUCGUUUAAGACCCAUUACGAGAAGUCUGCAGUAAUAAUGAUGGGUCUUGUGAUAGGAGUGUUUCUUGUUUGCUAUGGUAUGUAUCUACGUUGUAGUUUUCUAAUACUAUCCUCGUCGCGAUGUAAUGAUGAAAACUACAAAAUUCUUUUCUUGGUUUUAAACUCGGCCAUUAACCCGCUGGCUUAUGCCUUUUUCAAAAGAGACAUAAAGAAA
Molecule: messenger RNA, 29715 nt
Organism: Porites lobata
Lineage: Eukaryota; Metazoa; Cnidaria; Anthozoa; Scleractinia; Poritidae
Source: the annotation of a GenBank genome assembly